CCGGUGCUCCGUCCCGGGUUUUGACGCUCACCGUCCGCCUCACGGGAAGCUGGCUGAUAAAUAGAACCGCAAACUGAGUUUAUCCCCUAAAAAAUGGAUUAAUUUAGUUUUCCAGCGGCCCGUCGGAGUCAGCAGCCGGCCGCAGGAUGUCGAGCCCGGCAAGGAGCGGAGAGAUCAUCCACCUGAACGUCGGAGGGAAGCGGUUCAGCACCUCCAGACAGACGCUCACCUGGGUUCCUGACUCCUUUUUCUCCAGCCUUCUUAGCGGCAGAAUCUCGACUCUGAAGGAUGAAACCGGAGCUAUCUUCAUCGACAGAGAUCCGUCUCUGUUCACCACCAUCCUCAACUUCCUGCGAACCAAAGAGCUGCAUCCUCGCUCCAUCAACGUGCACAUGCUCAUGCACGAGGCCGAGUUCUACGGCAUCACGCCGCUGGUGCGGAAGCUGCAGCUGUGUGACGAACUCGACAGAUCCUCCUGUGGAAACGUUCUGUUCAACGGAUACCUGCCUCCACCAGUUUAUCCGGCGAAGCGUCGAAACCGCCACAGCGUCGCCGGCUCUCAGUUCAUGGCGGGUCGAGUGGUUCCGGUGGAACGAGCUCCGGUGAGACGCAGCAACACGAUGCCGCCGAACCUGGGGAAUUCUGGGAUGCUGGGGAGGAUGGGCGGCGAGGAGAGGACGUCUGCAGGUCCGUCCUCAGAUCCUGGGAUGGUUCGGAUCAUCUGCGGUCACCACAACUGGAUCGCCGUCGCCUAUGCUCAAUUCGUCGUCUGCUACAGGGUAAAGGAGUCGACCGGCUGGCAGCAGGUUUUCACGUCUCCUCGUCUCGACUGGAUGAUUGACAGAGUCGCCCUCAACGCCAAGGUGAUGGGCGGCUCGCUGGGAGACAACGAUAAGAUGGUGGCCGUCGCCUCGGUGACGGAGAUCAUCCUCUGGUCCAUCUGCCCCGACGGCAACGGCAACGAAAUCGGCGUCUUCAGUCUGAAUGUCCCGGCUGAGGCUCUCUUCUUCGUUGGUAACCAGCUGAUCGCCACCAGUCACACCGGGAAGGUUGGAGUCUGGAACGCCGUAACCAAACACUGGCAGAACCAGGAUGUGGUUCCCAUCAGCAGCUAUGACACCGCUGGUUCCUUCCUGAUCCUCGGCUGCAACAACGGAUCCAUUUACUACAUCGAUGUUCAGAAAUUUCCUCUGAGGAUGAAGGACAAUGACCUUCUGGUGACGGAGCUCUACAGAGACCCGACUGAAGACGCCAUCACUGCUCUGAGCGUCUACCUCACUCCUAAAACCAGUGACAGCGGGAACUGGAUCGAGAUCGCCUACGGGACCAGUUCAGGGACGGUCCGAGUCAUCGUCCAGCAUCCAGAGACGGUCGGUUCUGGACCUCAACUGUUCCAGACCUUCUCCGUCCACCGCAGCCCUGUUACCAAGAUCAUGCUGUCUGAGAAACACCUCAUCUCAGUCUGUGCAGACAACAACCACGUCCGGACCUGGACGGUGACUCGGUUCAGAGGGAUGAUCUCCACUCAGCCUGGAUCGACUCCUCUCACCUCCUUUAAGAUCCUCAGUCUGGACGACGUGGACGGACACGGAGGCUGCAGCGCCGGGACCGAGAUCGGUCCGUACGGAGAAAGAGACGACCAGCAGGUGUUCAUCCAGAGAGUCGUUCCAGACACCGAUAAACUCUACGUCAGACUGUCGUCCAACGGAAAGAGGGUGUGCGAGGUGCGCUCGGUGGACGGGACCUCCAUCACAGCCUUCAUGGUCCACGAGUGUGAAGGUUCUAGUCGGAUCGGUUCUCGUCCUCGCCGCUAUCUGUUCAGUGGACACGGGAACGGCAGCAUCCAGAUGUGGGACCUGACCACCGCCAUGGAGAUCGCCGGGAAGGUCGACAUCAGAGCGCUGGGCGGGCCGACAGAGGAGGAGCUUCUGGAGCUGCUGGACCAAUGUGACCUGGCUCUGACCAGAACACCUGACAGCACGCCGAGAGCCUCCACCUGCAGUCUCCACUCUCAGCUAGGCGACGUUUUCCGGUCGGAGCGUCUCCAUUCGGCUGCCAGUCGAUCAGCCGGAGCUUCGGAUUCGUCGGCGUCUCUGUGCGGCAGCCUCCCCCGCCCGGCUCCGCCCCCCAUCCCCCUCGCCAAACCCACCCGAGACUCCGCCCCCUCGACCGGGCCACCGACCCUCGCCGCCUCCAGCCCCCGCCCCCUGAGGCAGCCGGACCGGGACUGGGGUUCGGUGCGGAGGGGCAGCUUCGUGGAGCGCUGCCAGGAGCUUGCCAAGGGUUCGGAGGCCGCAGCGAGUUCGGGGUUCUGCGUGCCGCUGGGGUUGGAUGGCGUGAGGCGAAGCUUAGCGGUCUGCAGCGAGCUGGAGGCCCGGUUCGGGCUGCGGACGCCGACCACCUUCUCCGUGUCUCCUGGAGCUCGCCACUCUCCCGGAACGCCAUCGUCAUCGCCGCUGUCUAACCCGUCGCAGCGCAGGACCACGCCCACCUCCCCGACAAGCCCCUCCCCCACCGCCGUGAGUCCGACCCGCUGUCAGGCACCCGCCUCUCCUCGCCGCGGUGCCGCAGCGUCACCUGGUGAUGUCACAACGUCACCUGAGAGUCCAACCAGUUCAGACAGCGGCAGCAGCGCCAUCACGGGACCGUCCACCAGCCCCAAACCUCACAUGAACGAAACCAGCUUCUGAUCAACGGCCAAUCAGCACGCAGCUGGAGUCCUGUUGCCAUGGUUACCACGGACUGUUGGUUGUUUCCGGGCAACAAGAUGCCGAAAAACAAACAAACUGAUGUCAGGAACCAAAAUAAAACAACAGAAGAAGAAGAAAACUGAAGUAAACCUGCUGCGAUCAAUGAUAGAGAUCAUCAGUGAUGAGAUUUAUUGGUUAUCUGCAGGUGUAUCGAUUAUCUGCAGGUCUAUCGGUUAUCUGCAGGUCUAUCGAUUAUCUGCAGGUCUAUCGGUUAUCAGCAGGUCUAUCAGUUAUCUGCAGGUCUAUCGAUUAUCUGCAGGUCUAUCGAUUAUCAGCAGGUGUAUCGAUUAUCUGCAGGUCUAUCGAUUAUCUGCAGGUCUAUCGGUUAUCAGCAGGUCUAUCGGUUAUCUGCAGGUCUAUCGGUUAUCUGCAGGUCUAUCGAUUAUCUGCAGGUCUAUCGGUUAUCAGCAGGUCUAUCGAUUAUCUGCAGGUCUAUCGGUUAUCAGCAGGUCUAUCGAUUAUCUGCAGGUCUGUCGAUUAUCUGCAGGUCUAUCGAUUAUCUGCAGGUCUAUCGGUUAUCUGCAGGUGUAUCGAUUAUCAGCAGGUCUAUCGGUUAUCAGCAGGUCUAUCGAUUAUCAGCAGGUCUAUCGGUUAUCAGCAGGUCUAUCGAUUAUCAGCAGGUCUAUCGGUUAUCAGCAGGUCUAUCGAUUAUCAGCAGGUCUAUCGGUUAUCAGCAGGUCUAUCGGUUAUCAGCAGGUCUAUCAGUUAUCUGCAGGUCUAUCGAUUAUCUGCAGGUCUAUCGAUUAUCAGCAGGUGUAUCGAUUAUCUGCAGGUCUAUCGAUUAUCUGCAGGUCUAUCGGUUAUCAGCAGGUGUAUCGAUUAUCUGCAGGUCUAUCGGUUAUCAGCAGGUCUAUCGGUUAUCUGCAGGUCUAUCGGUUAUCUGCAGGUCUAUCGAUUAUCUGCAGGUCUAUCGGUUAUCUGCAGGUCUAUCGGUUAUCAGCAGGUCUAUCGAUUAUCAGCAGGUCUAUCGGUUAUCAGCAGGUCUAUCGAUUAUCAGCAGGUCUAUCGGUUAUCAGCAGGUCUAUCGAUUAUCAGCAGGUCUAUCGGUUAUCAGCAGGUCUAUCGGUUAUCAGCAGGUCUAUCGGUUAUCAGCAGGUCUAUUGAUAAACAGUUUGUGGAUCCAGAAAUAAAUCAGCUGCUGUUUGUUUGUUUUGCUCCUCUGCUGAAAACACAAGGUCUGUUUGUUUUUUUUUAAUUAAAAGUUUGUAGAGAAA
This is a messenger RNA of Amphiprion ocellaris (clown anemonefish), 3964 nucleotides long. It is a transcript of the gene shkbp1, whose product is annotated as SH3KBP1 binding protein 1. The record is from RefSeq and is a predicted model, not a curated record. Bases 147 to 2690 code for a protein of 847 amino acids. The transcript is spliced from 17 exons. Gene Ontology annotation, biological process: protein homooligomerization. Gene Ontology annotation, molecular function: protein binding. NCBI's taxonomy places the organism in Eukaryota, Metazoa, Chordata, Actinopteri, Pomacentridae.